Molecule: messenger RNA, 523 nt
Organism: Adelges cooleyi (spruce gall adelgid)
Lineage: Eukaryota; Metazoa; Arthropoda; Insecta; Hemiptera; Adelgidae
Exons: 4
Coding region: 5-523 (172 amino acids)
Source: RefSeq, a predicted model, not a curated record
CAAUAUGAUCAACGGGAUUAAUGUUAAACACGAAUGUUCAAUUACAACAGAUGUCAAAAACGAAUUCAAAGAUAACCAUACGAUCGACGGCAUUAAUGUUCAACCUGAAUUUGAUGAAAUGCAAGAUUAUUGCUUUGGAUCGUUGAUACAACAUGAAGAAACGAUACCUAUGGACAUGAAAGUAACAAACAACUUGCCUGACGAAAAAUGCGAUUUGUGUUUAGAAUCAUUUACAUCCGAAAAUCAAUUGAAACAUCAUAUUACAACAUCGCACAAUUGUAUUCCUGUGAUUGAUGAAUGUUCAAUUACAACAGAUGUCGAAAACAAAUACGAUGUUACUUACAAGAUGGAUUCUGAUGAAUUUUGGACGUUUGUCAACAAUACAUCGUUUUCGUCACAAACAACAGACGCUGAAAAAUAUCAACGCUUUCUACAACAGCGAAACCGAGUAUGUAAGAAAGUAGAUAAUAGAUCCGAUCAAUCCAACGAGGAAAUUAACAUUGAUCCGAUACCAAAUUUAUAA